Messenger RNA from Hippocampus comes (tiger tail seahorse), 2558 nucleotides. RefSeq names its product protein kinase, cAMP-dependent, regulatory, type II, alpha A (gene prkar2aa). The record is from RefSeq and is a predicted model, not a curated record. NCBI's taxonomy places the organism in Eukaryota, Metazoa, Chordata, Actinopteri, Syngnathiformes, Syngnathidae. The transcript has 11 exons. Gene Ontology annotation, cellular component: cytosol; cAMP-dependent protein kinase complex. The coding region runs from base 687 to 1862 and encodes 391 amino acids. Gene Ontology annotation, biological process: negative regulation of cAMP-dependent protein kinase activity. Gene Ontology annotation, molecular function: cAMP binding; protein kinase A catalytic subunit binding; cAMP-dependent protein kinase inhibitor activity.
CUGUUCGGCGGAGGUGGUGGGCUUACCAUUGUGUUUAUUCUUUGCACGCGUCGCCCGUUAUAUUUAAUAUCUGACCUGCAUUUACUUUGUAAACCGGUUUUAUUUGGCGGUGUUUUGUCGCUGCGAAAUUUGGCGGCUUAGCUCCCAGGAUUUGUCCAGUGCUCGCUGAACGCCCUGUGUCACUUGCCGUAGGGAUACAUGUACAGUAGUGGCUAACAGGCUAUUAGCUAAUUAGCCGGAUAGCUUGUUGGCUAACCAGCUCGCCAAAAUUCUCCACAGCAAGUCCCACCCUCCACGCAGUGCGUGGUCGUCGUGCGGAGCGGCAGCCGUGAAGCGGUACUUCCCCACCCCCCUACCCUUUAACUCGGCCGGCUUCGUUGUUACUUGUUACACCUCCGACGGGGCUACGAGCAAAGCUAAACCAUUAAGCCCUAGUACGUUAGCAAGGUGACGCCAACGACAUUGUUGGCGCUACGUGGGGAGAGACGUGUCUUCUAAGGAGGGAUACGUUCGCUGUUCUGUUCUCAUCACCUCGGCGGAGCGGUUUGGCUUCAAGAAGCGGCGGAAAACGAGAGCGAACGGGGAAUACUACACGGCGAAGCGAAGGAGGGGACUGGCUGAUUUAGCCGGUGAGAUUGAAUUCGCAUAUCGAGAACAAGCACUGCAACUGAGCCACACACACAAUCAUGAGUAUUGAAAUACCAGUGGGCUUGAAGGAACUGCUGGAGGGCUACACGGUGGAGGUGCUUCGGCAACGGCCGUCGGACCUGUUGGAAUUUGCCGUCCAGUACUUCACCCGCUUGCGGGACACCAGGAGUCAAGAUGGGGCCAGCGAAGGCGGCAAGAUGGGAAAGGGGGUGAUGUUCGAUGGAGAGCCGAUGCAAACAGAGUCCAAUGGCGACGAUGACGAAGAUGACGACUCAGACUUUGAACCCCCGCCACCAAGCAGAUUCAACAGAAGAGUGUCAGUGUGUGCGGAGGCAUUCAAUCCAGAUGAGGAUGACGAGGACACAGAACCCAGAGUGGUUCAUCCAAAAACAGACGAACAACGCUGCAGACUGCAGGAGGCCUGUCGGGACAUCUUGCUGUUCAAAACACUGGACCAGGAGCAGUUCUCUGAAGUGCUGGACGCAAUGUUUGAAUUACGGGUUCAGCCCCAAGAACAUGUGAUUGACCAGGGAGACGAUGGCGACAACUUUUACGUCAUCGAGCGGGGCGUGUAUGACAUUGUGGUAUCGGGCACAUGCGUGGGUCAGUAUGACAAUAAGGGCAGCUUCGGGGAGCUGGCACUCAUGUACAACACACCACGCGCGGCCACCAUCAUCGCCACCCAGGAAGGGUCGCUAUGGGGCCUGGAUCGUGCCACAUUUCGUCGACUCAUUGUGAAGAACAAUGCCAAGAAGCGAAGGAUGUAUGAAUCUUUUAUUGAGUCUGUACCCUUACUGAAGUCCCUGGAGGCAACAGAGAGGAUGAAGAUUGUGGAUGUAUUAGGGGCAAAGCAGUUCUCAGAUGGUGAGCGCAUCAUCACACAGGGAGACAGUGCUGACUGCUUCUACAUUGUAGAAUCUGGGGAGGUCAAGAUCAUGAUGAAGAGUAAAACGAAGGCAGACCAUGCAGACAAUGCGGAGGUGGAGAUAGCGCGCUGUAGCAGGGGUCAGUACUUCGGGGAGCUGGCCUUGGUCACUAACAAGCCUCGGGCUGCUUCAGCCUACGCAGUGGGCAGUGUCAAAUGUUUGGUAAUAGACGUGCAAGCCUUUGAGCGCCUCCUGGGCUCCUGUAAAGAAAUCAUGAAGAGGAACAUCGCCCAUUACGAGGAGCAGCUGGUGGCCCUGUUCGGCUCGAGCAUGGACCUGAGAGACUGAGCCUCCCACUCCACCCUCCGUGCCUUCUACCACACACACACACACACACACACACACACACACUGGCAACACAGACGCAUAAUAAGCUUUACCCAUACUGUCUAAACAUGAGAGAUUGUAUUUGGCUCACAUGGAAAGGAAUAAAAUUGAUUUUUUUUUUUUUGCACAUACACUGACACGACCACCUGCAUAUUCACUUACACAUGCACUCCCUGAUAAAUAUACACACAUGCAGAUGGUAGGCCACACGCUUGUUUUUUUUUUCACAUCAGAUUCAAGUUUUCAGCACGAGUGUCUUGGCUGUAUGCAGGCAAAGCAGCGGUCAGACAUGCAACAAAUGAAUAAACACACACACACAAACACACACACACACACACACACACACACUCCAUUCACAAUGUUUUCCAAAAAUGCAUUACCACUCGCGCUUUCUAUGGCAGUCUUCACUAUCACAAGAGCAUUUUAACAGCUCUGAGUUGCCUCAGCCAAGGACACACACUCAGAUACAGGUGGGUACACUAAGUCAACACAAAACCACAUUUGCAAAAACACAAAAUUGAGCUGACAAACUAAAAAAACAAAAAACAAAGUUAAAAAAAUGCAAAAAAAGUUUAAUGAAGACUAAAGUUUUAGAAACAUUUUAUGAAGAUAAAAAAACAGAAGCUUUGAUAAAAUAUUAUUUAAAUAUAUAUAUAU